Malania oleifera is the source of this 710-nucleotide messenger RNA. RefSeq lists its product as uncharacterized. Bases 142 to 456 code for a protein of 104 amino acids. The transcript is spliced from 3 exons. The record is from RefSeq and is a predicted model, not a curated record. NCBI's taxonomy places the organism in Eukaryota, Viridiplantae, Streptophyta, Magnoliopsida, Santalales, Ximeniaceae.
UAGUAAAUAGUUCUACCUAGAUGGUCUUGCCCAAAAAUUGAAAUCUAGGCUAUCUAGUCAAGCGCCGGCUCGCGACGCGCGAGUCGCUGGCUCCGCCUCGAAACCGAAUCCGCUUCUCUUCCCACCGCCACCUCGAUCACAAUGAAUUCCGAGGACCAACGCCCAGUCCCUAGCCGGCGAUUGUCCUGCACCACCUGCUUCAACGCUCUUUGGUUUUGCUAUUCUCCAGUCCAUCAGAUGCAGCAGUAUUAUCGGCUAGGAGUACUUGAUAACUGUUCUGAGAAAUGGAAUGCUCUUGUUGACUGUUUAAGUCUAAAAACAAAACGGGCUUCUGUGGUUCAGGAAAUUCUGGAAACUCGUGAGAAAGCCAAGCCACAUAUCUGGACCUUCCGAACACCAGAGGAAGCAACGUCUCACUGGGAAGAACUGUUUGGGAAUUUAGAUGAAAUCGAAUGACUGGCUACAAAUUUUUUGCUUUUUUAGAUGCACAUGAUGGCGCUUUUCAUCUAUGUUGCUCUCUUUCAGCUAAGUUGCUGCCAUUCCAAAACAAAAGAACAGAUAUACAUGGAUUCAGAUUAAAUUUGAACAGGUUAAGUGAAUUAUUAUUAUUAUUAUUAUUAUUUACUAGGCAGGAUAUUUGAAUUAUUCAUGCUAUGUAUGGGUUUGCAUGAGGUAAUUUGGAAAGGAAAAUGUUUAUGAAUUGGAUUAAA